AUGGACUCCUUUCCUCGUCCUUUUCACAUCGCAAUCAAAGGCCGCUUUAUAGUUCGCCCUGAGCUAUGCUCCGAAGGCGAUUUCGACCAGAAAUAUGCGAUGUUGGGAGAGCCUGGCGACAAAGGGAGUGCUGCGACUUUCACCCUACGCGACGGUAUCCUGUGCCGUGGUGACGAAUGGGCAAUGGGAAGGCCCAUCGCCGGUCCGCCGCCGAUGAUCCCCAUGCCAGCUGUAUGGGUCAGGGAUCUCGGGUCGGUGCAUCGAAUGGCUGUUGCUCCCGGUCCACACGGCAUAACAUUUGUGAACGAGGGCCCAAGCUUUGGCAUGCUGGAAGAGGCCGGACCCAGGGUCUUCAGUUUGCCCUCGCACAUGCAAGGCGGUGAGGAUGCAUUGCAAUUGCAUCUUGUCGACUAG
Molecule: messenger RNA, 414 nt
Organism: Alternaria burnsii
Lineage: Eukaryota; Fungi; Ascomycota; Dothideomycetes; Pleosporales; Pleosporaceae
Exons: 3
Coding region: 1-414 (137 amino acids)
Source: RefSeq, a predicted model, not a curated record